This is a messenger RNA of Verticillium dahliae VdLs.17, 609 nucleotides long. RefSeq lists its product as uncharacterized. The record is from RefSeq and is a predicted model, not a curated record. The coding region runs from base 1 to 609 and encodes 202 amino acids. NCBI's taxonomy places the organism in Eukaryota, Fungi, Ascomycota, Sordariomycetes, Glomerellales, Plectosphaerellaceae. Gene Ontology annotation, molecular function: lipid binding; protein binding. Gene Ontology annotation, cellular component: Rvs161p-Rvs167p complex; actin cortical patch; medial cortex. The transcript is spliced from 2 exons. Gene Ontology annotation, biological process: actin cortical patch localization; plasma membrane tubulation; endocytosis.
AUGGAGCGUAUCAAUAAAAAGUUUGGCAGGAUGAUGAGCAAAGGCCCGGGGGACAAUGCCAAAGUAGCCAUCAUGCUCAAGGAGUACGACGACGCCGACAAAAUGCUCGCCAAGAUUGUCGAGAGCACGCAGCAGCUUCGAGAUGCGUGGGUCAACAUUGCCAACACGCAAUGGGGUAUGAUGAAGGAGUUUGAAGGCCUUUACGACCCCAUCGCCGGCGCCACGGAAGGCCCGCGCCGUCCCAGCGAGCCCACAUCCGACCUGCAGCUCAGCCGAACCUUUGCCCUGCGUGAAGCCUACGCCGAACUCAAGGACGAGCUUCUGCAAGAGGUCGCCGGUAUCGAUGCCCAGGUCAUCCGCCCGGCCGCCGAUGCCCGUGACUACAUCCAGCCGAUCCGCAAGACGAUCAAGAAGCGUGAGAACAAGAGACUCGACUACGAAAAGGCCCAGGACAAAGUCAAGAAGCUGCAGAAAAAGGUGGACAGGACGCCCAAGGAGGACGUGGCGCUCGUCAAGGUCGAAACCGACAUGGCCAUCACUGGAGAGGUAUGCGCUCCUGCUCUCCAUCACGCGCCCGUUGUCUUCUCGGUGAUAGUCCUAAUCCCCUGA